AUGGACGCGGAAAAUAACCAUAUGACACGCUCUAAUGACCGUGACGAGGCUAGUCACUUGUGUAGCGAGGUUAAAAGCCUAACGCCUCAAUCUCAAAUUCUGAGAGAUUAUCAUCGCAAGCCCACAACUUCCACUCACUUAAUUCAUCAGCUGAUCAAAAACAGUUCAAUGCCAUCGCGAACGCUUUUUAUUCGCUACCCCAAAAACUUUAAGGAAAAAGAUUACCACCAGCCGAAUGCAUACAACUAUGGACAGCAGUUUUUGGAGAAAAUGACCAUUCCUUCUAAAGCGUUAUCUUUCAUUGACCCACAUUUAGGUGUAGGCAGAAGUUGGCCGACGGAAAAAUUUACAGUUUUGAUUGUGACCUACCACAGAGAAAAUAUCUUAAAACAAAUUCUGAGCCAAUACAAAAACUUACCAUUUCUAGAUCGUAUUGUGUUAGUUUGGAACGCUCAAGACAACAAAGUUAAUAAGUCGGUCAUACCAGAUAUUGGAGUGCCAAUACACGUCAUUAGCAAUGGCAAAAACAGUUUGAAUAAUCGAUUCCUACCAUUUGAGGUGAUCAGAACACAAGCGAUUUUUACAGUCGACGACGAUAUUACUUUAGAGAAUGGUGAUAUUUUAUUUGCUUUCAGAGUUUGGAGAGAAAACAGAGACAGAAUUGUCGGCUUUCCAGCUCGUUAUCAUGAGUGGAACCCUAAGAAAAAAAAGUGGUUUUAUAGCAGUGGCUAUAAAAUGGGUCAAUCGUUGAUUCUUACAGGAGCAACGUUUUUGCAUAAACAUUAUUUCUUUCUAUAUUCGUAUGUGAUGAACCCAGCGAUUCGGGAAUUAGUCUAUAAAAAAAUGAACUGUGAAGACCUUGCAAUGAACAUGUUGGUCGCACACGUGUCCAAAAAGUCCCCGAUGAAGACUAUACGGAAACAGUUCUUUGCCAAUAAAUUUAAACUAAAAGACGGUUUAUCCUUCAAACCUAAGCACAAAGAUAAACGAGACAAUUGUUUGAACGAAUUUGCACAAAUAUACGGCUACAUGCCUCUUAUAUUUACUCAGUAUGAAGCAGACUACCUCAUUGGAAAACAACAAUACAAUAAUAAAUUUUAUAGGUCCUUGGCAUCGAAAACACAAUACUUGUUGAUAGGCCUUUUGUGGAUGGCUAACGCUCGUCCCUGCGGGUCGAUACUGGCAAUCAUUCGCAUAAUGAUUAUGUCCGGAGAAUCUAUAGCAGCUGAUGUUGGUAGAACACUUACUGAAGGGAACGUCAGUUUCAAUUGGAAUGGUGGCUGGCGUGAUGGGUUCUUCAACUGUGAUUUCAUCUUUUAUAACAGCAUGGGCCUUACAUCUUUCUCAUUCAUUCUCAAAGUCGCUCGCAGUGCUUAUUUCAUAUAG
This is a messenger RNA of Acanthosepion pharaonis, 1386 nucleotides long. The record is from the annotation of a GenBank genome assembly. Lineage: Eukaryota; Metazoa; Mollusca; Cephalopoda; Sepiida; Sepiidae.